UGUUGCUGUUGCUGCCGCCGCUGCUGUCUGAGGAGGUGGCUCUGCUGUUCAGACCCAUCGCAGACUUUAAGUCAGAGACUGGCGGCCACGGCGACCCUCUCCCCGUCCUCCUCCCCCCCGCAGCGGAAUCCCGGAGCGCUGCGGGUUCCGUGCAAGAACAUCCUGUCUAACGCCAGGAGCGAGAACGCGCGGGCGCGAGCCCUCGGGAGAGCGGCAAACUACGCCCCUGGAAUGAUGGCAGAUGCAGUUCACUACAUCCACCUGCAGAACUUCAGUAAGUCUCUCUUGGAGACUCUGAAUGCUCAGCGUCUUGGAGGUCAUUUCUGUGAUGUCACCGUGCACAUCCACGAUGCGACCCUGCGGGCCCAUCGCUGUGUACUGGCUGCAGGGAGCCCCUUUUUCCAUGACAAGCUUCUCCUGGGUUAUUCAGAGAUUGAGGUUCCGCCAGUUGUUCCCACCCAGGUGGUUCAGCAGCUGGUGGAGUUUAUGUACAGCGGGUCGCUGGUCGUUGCCCAGUCGGAAGCACUACAGAUUUUGACAGCUGCCAGCAUCUUACAGAUUAAGACUGUUAUCGAUGAGUGCACACAGAUCAUAUCGCAGAGCAGAGGAAACAAGCCGGUGACUAUUGCUGGAGCGAUGGCGUCUUGUGGAACACAAAGCAGGUCUUCCAUGAAUAAAAUUCAAGAGCAGCCCAACAAGGAGGCCGACUGCCCAUCAGCCAUCGGCUUGAGAGAUUCCACUUGUUCAUUACCGUCUUCCAUGAGGUCCAAUGAGUUGGAUAUCAUCUCCCAGAUGGGGGCUGUCAGUGAGGCACCAAAGCUACUGUGCGCUUCCGAAGUGCGGUAUAAGUUAAGAGACAUGUUGUCAUCACAGCAAAGACAACUUUCAGAGGUGAGGGAGAUGGUGCCUGAGGUUGAACAUGUGUCUGAUGGCGAAAGCAUAUCAACUGCUUACUUACCGCAUGCGGAAGCACCACAGAGCUGCCACAGCCGCAAGCAGCGCCAACCUGUGCGCCUCCAACUGUCUGAUUCCGUCCCUGUCAUCAUAAAGGAUGAGGACGACGAAGACGAGGAAAAUGAAGAGAGUCCUGCAAAAGAAGAGAAUGAAGACGAGAAAGGAGGUGGCGUGUUCAGUGAGUGCAGCGGCGGAUUCACCAGCUGUGGAGAAAACGAUAAAAGCAGAAGCCCUGAUGACAAAGUGCGGAACGCCAGCAAUGGAAGGAAAGACUCUACAGGGCAAAUGGAAUUUUCCUCUGAGGGACAAGAUUUUUUCUCGAACCAGGAUGUGUUCUCAGAAUCCUUUAUACCUCCUUGGCAGAAUGAGGAGAACCUGGCAGAAGGAACCAGGGAGAAUCCAAUAGACAAUGGUGAGAAGUUCCGCUCUGACUGCAGUUUGGACGGCUCCAGCUUGAGGAAUUUGGCGGUGGUUGCUAGUUCUGACUUCAAGUCAAGUCCACCCUUUAACGCAAGAGUUGCUGAAACCAGGACACUGCCAUUUGUGGCUUCAGUCCUUCCCAGAGACCUUAAAAAUACAGUGUCUGCUGCAGUGGCGACCAGCUCAUCCAGCAUUUUCCAAUUCCACCUGACUCAUCCUAACCAGAAUCAGGCUGGAGUCACACAGGGCUUUUUCAGUGUCCAACAAGAUGGUGCAAGUAACGUAGUACAAAUGAACUCUAGUAUGGUCCCGGGAAACAUGCAGAAUGACCAGACACAGCGCCCUGGACCUUCCCGGAACCCAGAGCCUUCCUAUGUGUGCAGUCACUGCCAGAAAACCUUCAGUUCUAGGAAAAAUUACACCAAACACAUGUUCAUCCAUUCGGGUGAAAAGCCCCAUCAAUGUAGCAUCUGCUGGAGAUCCUUCUCAUUACGAGAUUACCUGCUCAAACACAUGGUGACCCACACUGGUGUCCGUGCUUUUCAGUGCUCUAUUUGCUGCAAGCGCUUCACCCAGAAGAGCUCACUGAACGUCCACAUGCGCACACAUCGGCCCGAGCGCUUCCAAUGCUGCUUCUGCAAUAAGUACUUUUCUCACCGUACUCUACUAGAGCGACACAUCGCCACUCAUACUGCUUGACCAGUGACCCUCAUCAUCCAAGUUUCAUUGACAAGGUCUAAUUUAAUGGGGCUUCUGCUUCCCAAUAGAUGGGGUUAUAGCCCAGGGCCAAUCUUGCCAAGAGCCAAGUUUUUGUUCAUAUUGCCCUAGUUCUGAAGGACCUCUCUUGAUUUUGAGGUUUUUAAAGUAUUUGAUAAAAUUUCAAAGCACUUAUCGCAUUGAAUCCAAAGCUGACUUAAUCGAAGAAAGGACACCGCCCCAUAUGCUGUAAACCAGUGGGAUCUUGUCUCACUUACAAUAUCAAGUUAAGGUCCAGAACGUUGAGUUUUGCUACAGACGACCAGUGAUCUGUAUGCCAAUAAGCAUGGAGCAACAUCAUCCAGCCUGGACCUGCAUUCCAAGAAGAACAUAGAUUCUAUGUUAUUUAUUUUACACACCGUCAAAGUUCUGGAUAUGGGUGGCAUUUACAGUUUAAUGAUGGAACAUGUGUUUUCAUACCCUUUUGAGAACCCAUGUAUUGGACAGUAUUGUGAGUUAAUGCCUACUUUAUCUUUAUAGUAUAAACUGGAGUGCCCCCCUACAGGGGUUCCCCAGGUACGUGGCUAGAAGUGUCCCCUGGUGCAUGACCUAUAAAGGUACAUUAAUGCUUGCUUAGACAAUAGAGAAGGUCUCCUUAACGUUACCAAUCUAUUCCCUUUGCAGGUACAUCCAUAGGUCUUAUUCCAGGAGAGACCAUUUUUUACUGCCAUAUGUUGUGGUAUUGGCCAACCCCUGUACCAUAAAGGUUCUGAAGAUUAUAUGGUUUCUGAAGGAUAGGACAUCAGAAUUUAUCUUCUAAACCAGGGACCAGAACAUGGUUCCCAAUUGAUCUAUCCAACUUGCACAAUAGCACCCUAUGUUUCAACUGUGAGGGUACAGCAAUGAUAAGGUUACUAGUGUCCCAUAGUACACAAGGUUUCUAUCAGAGGAAUGAAGACCAGGGACACUUACAUUUUCUAAUUUGUUUGUCUUGUAUAAUUUGUAUAUAGACUAUUUAACCACCUUAUAUAAUGUUUGUAUUUAUGAAAAUGUGUGUGACUUUGUGUCUGGUGUGUGUUAACCGUGUGUGUAUGUGUCUUAUCGCGUCACCUGCUUUAAAAGACGUUGCAUCAAUGGUAUUUGUAAGAAAUUUGUUUGUUAUACAGCACGAACCUUAU
This is a messenger RNA of Bufo bufo (common toad), 3248 nucleotides long. RefSeq names its product zinc finger and BTB domain containing 45 (gene ZBTB45). Bases 232 to 2073 code for a protein of 613 amino acids. Gene Ontology annotation, molecular function: protein binding. Lineage: Eukaryota; Metazoa; Chordata; Amphibia; Anura; Bufonidae. The transcript is spliced from 3 exons. The record is from RefSeq and is a predicted model, not a curated record. Gene Ontology annotation, biological process: regulation of cytokine production; negative regulation of transcription by RNA polymerase II; regulation of immune system process.